This is a messenger RNA of Lycium ferocissimum, 3645 nucleotides long. RefSeq names its product protein SEMI-ROLLED LEAF 2. The transcript is spliced from 20 exons. Bases 253 to 3219 code for a protein of 988 amino acids. Lineage: Eukaryota; Viridiplantae; Streptophyta; Magnoliopsida; Solanales; Solanaceae. The record is from RefSeq and is a predicted model, not a curated record.
UUCCGACUGUUGCUACUCUUUGAUUCUUGAACCCCACCCCCCAACCAACAAGCCCAUGCUGUUUCUUUCCUCGUUUUAAGAUUUCUUCCUCAAAAUCCACGCGCUCACUUUGUUGUUGUCUACUAAACUACUUUCUUGCUUUCAAAUUCUUUCUUUCUUCACUACCCUUUUGCUUCAACUUCUUGUAAACCGCUUCACUGGCAGUUUUUUUCACUCCUCAGUCCUCAGAUCUCCUUCUCUAGUUGAAGGAAAAUGGGUUAUAUUUCACGGAAGUUAUUCCCAGCAUGUGGGAACAUGUGCAUCUGCUGUCCUGCUAUGAGGUCUCGAUCUCGACAACCUGUGAAGCGUUACAAGAAAUUGCUAGCUGAAAUCUUCCCUAAGUCACCAGAUGGCUCACCUAAUGAAAGGAAAAUAGUGAAGUUAUGUGAAUAUGCAGCAAAAAACCCUUUCAGAAUCCCCAAGAUCGCAAAGUAUCUCGAAGAGAGAUGCUACAAAGAACUGCGAAGUGAGCACGUCAAGUUUAUCUAUGUUAUUGCUGAGGUGUACAAUAAGUUGCUUUGCAUGUGCAAAGAGCAAAUGGCAUAUUUUGCUUCUAGCCUAUUGGACAUGGUUGUUGUACUGCUGGAUGACUCAAAGAGAGAUGCUAUCAGAAUUACUGGUUGCCAAACCCUGACCAGGUUUAUUUAUAGUCAGGUAGAUGGAACAUAUACGUAUAACAUAGAAACUUUGGUUCCCAAAGUAUGCUCAUUGGCACGGGAGACUGGUGAAGAACAUCAAAAGCGCAGCUUGAGUGCAUCAAGUUUGCAAUGUCUUUCAGCCAUGGUUUGGUUCAUGGCCGAGUUCUCUCAUAUAUUUGUUGAUUUUGAUGAGAUUGUUCAUGUGACUCUGGAUAACUAUGAGCCUGAAAUGCAUAAUGAAGACUUUGAACGAGGGGAGGCACACCACAAUUGGGUGGAUGAAGUUGUUAGAUCUGAAGGAAGAGCUGUUGGUAGUGAAUAUGGUCCUUCCCAAAUUAGACCCAGACCCGAUAAGAAAGAUCCAUCUUUAUUAACAAGAGAAGACAUUGAAACACCAAAAGUGUGGGCUCAAAUUUGUCUUGAAAGGAUGGCUGAGCUGGCCAAAGAGAGCAGUACAAUGCGCAGGGUGUUAGAUCCAAUGUUUGUCCAUUUUGACCAUGGGAGGCACUGGGUUUCUCCGCAUGGAUUGGCCGUGAUGGUUCUCUCUGACAUGAUCUACUUUGUGGAAAGUUCAGGGAAUCAGCAAUUGAUUUUAACUGGUGUAAUUCGUCAUUUAGACCACAAGAAUGUGGCACAUGAUCCUCAAAUGAAGUCUUAUGUCAUCCAGACUGCUACUGCUUUGGCUCAACUCAUUAGAUUGGAAGCUAGUCUCUCAGAUAUACGAUUCGUCGGUGACUUGUGCAGACAUUUGCGUAAAAGCCUUCAAGCAACUGUCGAAUCAGUUCAAGAGCAAGAGCUAAACUUCAAUCUUGCACUUCAAACAUCCAUCCAAGAAUGCUUCCUAGAAACUGCAAAAGGGAUUGUUGAUGCACGACCACUGUUUGAUAUGAUGGCGAUGAUGUUGGAGAAGUUGCCAUCUCUUAAAGUGGUUGCCAGGGCUACAAUGGGAUCCUUGAUCAUUCUUGCUCAUAUGAUCUCAUUAGCAUCUGUUGUUUCACGAUGUCAGCAGGUAUUCCCUGAGGAGCUGUUUGUUCAGUUACUGAAAGUGACAUUGCAUCCAGAUGUUGAAAUACGGAUUGGAGGACACCACAUCUUUUCUGUUCUUCUAAUCCCAAGUUCUAACCAUAUUAAACAUGACAUAGCCAGAUGGAAUGCCAAUGGCACAUCCACAUUUGUGUCAAUAACAGCUCUACUUGAGAAGCUUCGAAAGGAAAAAGAUGGAAUUAAGUUGAAGGACGGGCAUGGUAUUCAAGAUAAUUUAAAGGAGAGGGAUAAUGUUGAUGAGGAACACAAGCAGGGUUGGGCCCUAAAAAAUACACCCAAGGUUCCAAAAAUUAGUUCCAUGAUUGACUGCACCGCUGUAUCAGUUGGCAGCUUGAACGAGGGUGAACCUUACAUUCUGAAGCUAAACAAGGAUCAAAUUGUCCAGUUGCUGUCAGCCCUCUGGCUACAAGCCAACAUGCCAGAUAAUUUACCUGCAAAUGUUGAAGCUAUAGUUCAGUCAUUCUGCCUAGCACUUAUUUCUUCACGCGUUAAGAAAACCAACAAUAACUUACUGAUCCGCUUUUGUCAGCUUCCUCUAUCACUUAUGAAGUUAUCCCUGGACCCUAAUAAUGGGUUGCUGCCUCCAGCAUACCAGCGUUCACUUCUUGUGUUAUCAGCUGCAAUGCUAGCAUUUAUGGCGAAGAUUUAUCAGAUAACUGACCUGAAUAUUUUACUUGAAACAUUGCGGAAUUUUGGUGUUGAUCCUUUUCUGGGUAUCAAUGAUGGUUAUCAAGUAUACCUGAAGCCUCACACAGAUGUGAGAAAAUAUAGUUCUGUAGCUGAUAAUGAAGCAGCUGCAUCAUCACUAUCAGAAUUGCGGGACAAAAUUCAGGAGUGUCAUGAGAUAAUAAAGGAUAUCUUAGUUAAAAGUUUGUCUAGCAUUGCAGAGGUUGACGAAGAUGACAUAUUCAAGCAGCUGUCAGAAGAUUUCACACCCGAUGAUACCUUCAUCUUUUGUCUAAAAUCAAUGGUUGACAUGGAUCAUGUUCAAAUAGAAUCACACUCCCGAGAUUCACCUUCAUUUGACGGGGAUUUUUCUCCAAAUUCAUUUGUAGAGGAUGAACAAGUAAGUGAAUCCUCAAUAGCUGAUAUCACCAGAUUUAUUCCCAGAAUUCCUAUGUCUCCAUCUCCUUCGAUGUCUCAUGUUGUGAGCAUUGGGCAGCUUCUUGAAUCGGCACUCGAGGUAGCUGGUCAAGUAGCUGGUUCAUCUAUUUCAACGUCACCACUUCCAUAUGAUACCAUGGCUAGUCAAUGUGAAUCUCUUGGCACAGACUCAAGAAAGAAACUUUCUAAUUGGUUAGUUCAUGAAAAUCAUUGUGCAAAAGCGGCUGGCUCGGCAUAUCCACCGUUCCCCGCAAAUGGGCCAUCAGCAGUUGCUAAGAUACUUCAAGAAGAUGGGCCUAUUAGGGGGCCUCCGCUAUCAAAUGAACCAUGGUUAGCACUUAGGCUACCUCCAGCAAGUCCUUUUGAUAACUUCCUUAGAGCAGCUCGAGGUUAGAUGCGUGCAGCCGUACCAUUUUGCUGUUUAGAUGUAAAUGACAGGUAGCUACGUUUAACUUACCCUUGUGCUCAAAACUCUGGUGCUGCCAUGCCGGAACGUAUCAAGUGCUCGUGGUUAAUGUUUGUAUAACUAAGGUGUUUGUUGAAUCAUUGUUGUAAAGGGCAGAAUUAUUAAAGCAUUUCAGGCUGUAUCUAGUUCUAACUUAUGUGAAUCUUCUGUAACUAGGCUUUGUAACUCCAGCUCCUUCGAUCGUUUCAAAUCCGUCUCUUUUCCACUAACUAUUUGGAUAGAGUUAUUUUUUCCUGCUUCUGGUGCUAGAUUAUGUAUUGCCUGGACCAUAGGGGCAUGUUCAAGUCCUCUCUUUAUUCAUAUGUACUCUUCAUUAUUACUCAUUAUCUAUUAAGUACUAUCAAGUUUCGUAAA